Molecule: messenger RNA, 777 nt
Organism: Talaromyces stipitatus ATCC 10500
Lineage: Eukaryota; Fungi; Ascomycota; Eurotiomycetes; Eurotiales; Trichocomaceae
Exons: 2
Coding region: 1-777 (258 amino acids)
Molecular function (GO): RNA-DNA hybrid ribonuclease activity; nucleic acid binding
Source: RefSeq, a predicted model, not a curated record
AUGCUCCCUAGUACCCUUGCAGCGGCUAAUUUCACGGCUUUUCAACGCACCAUCCCUAGCUUGGAUAUUGUAAUCUUUUCAGAUGGAUCUAGGCUAAUAGACGGACGUGCAGGGGGUGGCUAUAUUGGAAUUCAAGCACACUAUCAGUUUCUCCGCUCCUCACUCUCAUACAGACAUGGGAAAGAGGUCUUUAACAUAGAAGUAGAAGCUGCUCUAGCUGAUGCUCAAGCAGCAAUAGCAUACCCAACAGCUCAAUUUGCUACCAACCUAUGGAUCUGUCUUGACAACCUGGAAGUUAUUAUGCACCUCCUAUCCCCCUCUACAGGAUCCUCUCAAGAGGUCUUUGAAUCCUUUCACACCCUUGCAGCCGCCUGGCUACUACGCGAAAGGCUUCCACACACCAAAAGUGGAUCAAUCCAAAUCCGAUGGGUCCCUGGACACACUAAAAUCUCUGAGAAUAAAGUAGCUGAUCUCGCUGCCAAGGAAGGAGCUAUCUCUAUCCCCCCCUCUCCAUACAAGUCCUCAUAUGCCUCGCUAAAGAGAUACGCCAAGACUCAAUCUCUUUCUGCUGCUCAGACACGGUGGCAGACUAUAGCACCACAGACAUACCAAGAUCUAGAAAUAACUACAUCUCCUAAACGCCCUAGAGAGCUUCAACUUAACCGACUUGACCUUGACUGUAUCAUAGCGGCCCGUACUGGUUAUGGAGACUUUGCGGAUUACUAUAAGCGCUUUAAUCAUGAUGACGCUUAUCUUCUUUGUCAGUGUAGAGCAUAA